CUGGCCGGCCUCAUCCGCGCGCCCGGGCCCAGGCCGGGGUCCCGGGCCGAGCGGCCUGGGCCGCGGUCCCACCGCCAGCGUCGCCUGCGGUCAGCGCGAGGCGCUCCUAUCCCCCCCCUCCAGAGGGUCCCACCUCUGCGACCUUGCUGGCCCCUCUGGGGAGGGGCGAGCCCUUUCUCCUCCUGGUGCGCGAGUCACAGGCCUUGAAUGGAAGGGGAGUCUCUGCCUCCUAGGCCAUCCCUGGUCCCGGGGGCUCCCAACUCCGAAUUCUUCACCCAAGCUGGAGGAAGGCUGGAAAGGUGGGGCUCAGUAGGUACCCACAGUAGCCUCUGCUGGGGUCAGAAGGGCGCUGGCAUGUAUCCUUGGAUGUAUCAGUGUGAGGGCUUCCAGAGAAGUUUGUUUAGAGCGCUCUGGACCCGUACUGACCCCAGGCCCAGGAUGUAGGCAGCCCCCUGACCAUGGGCAGUGACUGUCCCGAUCUCUGAUCUCAGUCUGCCCAGAUGGCCUCUGGACCUCCUAGGCACAGCAGAUCCCUCCUUUUCUGUCUGUUAGAAGUUAGGAGACUUCCCUGGUGGUCCAGUGGUUAAGACGCCACGGUUCCACUGCAGGGGGCACUGGUUCAGUCCCUGGUCGGGGAAUGAAGAUCCCACAUGCUGUGUGGCGCAGCCUUAAAAAAAAGUUAGAAACCAUCAGGGGAGGGGUAACCUGCCCACAUUCCGCCCCCUUCUUCGUCUGUGGCCUUAAGCGUCCCUGUGGGAGGACCCAAAAGGGCUGAACUCAGAGUCGCCCCAGCUCUCAGAGCCUGGGGUCCCCCAGCAGAAUGGGCCCACUGAAGCCCAGCCUCAGUCGGCAGAAUGUUGUCUGUGGCCAGGGGCCUGUCGUCUCUGGAGUGGCGCUGGUGGGCCUGUAGGUUGGGGACAGAGAGUCUCUGGAGGGUGGAGGUGAGGAGGUCAGCCAGGUGGAGAGUGGCCGAGGGAUCCAGCAUGGGGCAGCCGUCUGGUAGGAGGGGACCCGGCGGGAAACAAAGCAGGGCAGGGGGUCAGGGAGGGUGGCUCGGCUGGCACAGGGACCUGAAGCCCGUGCGGCAGGGUCCUUGGUCUGCUCCCCCUGGAGAGGGUGUGUGCGCAGUUGCGGAGUGCGCUGGGGCCGUCGAUGCCCACCUUGGCCAUCUUCCAACUGUGUCCUGGGGAGAAGGAUGCGAGGGCACCCACCUGUGCCCCAGAGCGUGGCCUUGGGUCUGGGUGGGGCUGUGGGGGAAGGUGCUUCUAGGUGCGGGGCCAGCACAGCCUGUGAGCCGGCAGCCACGCUGGUGUCAUAAUUGGCCCCCGAGGGGUGGCACUGGCCUCCUCCCCCGGGGCACUCCGCCUCUCCUGGAGCCAUCCCCAGCUAAGCGCCAGGUCCCAGGUGCAUGAGAGGUGCGUGAUUCUCUCACUCUCUGGGGUUGUGCGUCUGGAGGCAGGGAGCCCCCCGGCGCUGGUGAAGGCUUCAGGGCAGGGCUAGAUUCCUCUACGCUGAUAGGGUUUUCUGCGUCAUCCAGGGAGACUUCGGCUGAGCAGCCCCUCCCCUAAACCGGAACUCCCCCCGCCCCCGCCCAUCCACCCCUUCCUCUGCUUUCCCUUGUGGCCAAAGACACAGGCGGGCAGGCUCCCCUUCCUCAGGCCGGAGAGUGGGCCUGUCUGGGGCAGGGUCGAGAGCGGCCCAUUUCAAGUCCCGAGUUGGGCCCGGUGGACCUCACGGGCUGUCCGCUUGCUCUGCAGAGAUGACCGAUCCCUUUUGUGUUGGAGGAGGCCGCCGGCUCCCGGGGUCCAGCAAGAGUGGGCCUGGGAGGGAUGGCGGCCGGAAUGAGGUCCGACUUCCCAUGCUUCACGACCCGCCGAAGCUAGGGCUGCCGGUAGGCCGGGGUGGGCCGACAGUGCCCAGCCAGGCCCCACUCUGCUUUGACCCGGGAAGUCCAGCCAGCGACAGAACGGAAGGGAAGAAAAAAGGGCGUCCGAAAGCUGAGAACCAGGCGCUCCGAGACAUUCCUCUCUCCCUGAUGAACCAGUGGAAAGACGAGUUCAAGGCGCACUCGAGGGUGAAGUGUCCAAACGCUGGGUGUUGGCUGGAGUUCCCCAGCAUCUACGGGCUCAAGUACCACUACCAGCGGUGCCAAGGGGUAAGGGGCUGCGGCCUGGGGAAGGGGAGGCCUGGGGCCCACCCUGCCCUGGCUGUUGGCUUGGGGGUGUCCACGCCUGCCCUCUCCACCCAGGGUGCCAUCUCAGAAAGGCUGGCCUUUCCCUGCCCCUUCUGUGAGGCUGCAUUCACCUCUAAGACCCAGCUGGAGAAGCAUCGCAUUUGGAACCACAUGGACCGACCCCUGCCUGCCCCCAAACCUGGGCCCGUGAGCCGGCCAGUCUCCGUCAGUCGGCCCGUUGGGGUCAGCAAGCCCAUUGGAGUAAGCAAACCUGUCACAGUCAGCAAGCCCAUCGGCAUCAGCAAGCCGGUGACGGUCAGCCGGCCCGUGCCGGUCACCAAGCCAGUGCCGGCCAGCAGGCCCGUGCCGGUCACCAAGGCUGUGCCGGUCACUAGGCCUAUACCGGUCACCAGGUCUGUGCCAAUCGCCAAGCCAGUAACAGUCAACAAACCAGUGCCGGUCACCAAACCAGUGACCAUCAACAAGCCGGUGUCUGUGACAAAGCUUGUGACAGUUACGAAACCCGUGCCAGUUGCGAAGCCGGUGACGGUCAGCAGGCCCAUUGUGGUCAGUAAGCCGGUGACGGUCAGCAGGCCCAUUGCCAUCAGCAGACACACGCCGCCCUGCAAGAUGGUGCUGCUGACCAAGUCUGAGAACAGAGCUCCUCGGGCCGCGGGGAGGAGCAGCGGUAAGAAAAGGGCCGCAGACGGCCUGGAUGCCUGCCCCCUCCCGCCCAAGCAGGCGAGGCCGGAGAACGGCGAGUACGGCCCGUCCACCACAGACCAGAGCUCAGCCUUCCAGCUGAGCACAGACCCCAGCAGCAGCCCCCUUUCUCUGGGCAGCAGAGCCUUGGGGGGCAAGGAGGCGCCGAGGGCCGCGGGCCCUGUGUCCCCGCCUGAGGAGGGUGCGGAACGCACGAAGCACAGAAGGAAACAGAAGACACCCAAGAAGUUUACGGGUGAGCAGCCCUCCAUCUCAGGGACUUUCGGACUCAAAGGUGAGGCCUGGGCCAGCCGGGCACCUGUGGGGCCAAGCACACGCGGCGGCCGCGCCCUCAGCCUGCACCUGCCCCUCCCGCGUGCGCUCGUAGGCCUGGCCAAGGCGGAGGACAAAGCCCGCAUCCACCGUGCCAAGAAGCAGGAGGGGCCGGUCCCUGAGGAGGUGCGGAAGAGGGGGCCAGCCCCCACCAGCGCUGUCAGCAAGGAGGUGCCGGCCCCAGGGGCCCACCCAGCUCCAGGUGGCCCUGAGGAGCAGUGGCAACGGGCCAUCCACGAACGGGGGGAGGCCGUCUGCCCCACCUGCAACGUGGUCACCCGAAAGACCCUCGUGGGGCUCAAGAAGCACAUGGAAGUGUGUCAGAAGCUGCAGGAUGCGCUGAAGUGUGAGCACUGCCGGAAGCAGUUCAAGUCCAAGGCGGGCCUCAACUACCACACCAUGGCGGAGCACAGCGCCAAGCCCUGUGACGCCGAGGCCUCGGAGGCGGGCGAGCGCGAGGAGCGGGAGUGGCUGCGGAAGGUGCUGAAGCAGGUGGGGCGGCUGCGCUGCCCCCAGGAGGGCUGCGGGGCCGCCUUCUCUAGCCUCAUGGGCUACCAGUACCACCAGCGACGCUGCGGGAAGCCGCCCUGCGAGGUGGAGACCCCUUCCUUCCCCUGCACCCACUGCGGCAAGACCUACCGCUCCAAGGCCGGCCACGACUACCACGUGCGCUCGGAGCAUGCGGCCCCGCCCCCCGAGGAGCCUGCGGACAAGGGCCCCGAGGCUGAGGACCUGUUGGGUGUCGAGCGGACCCCCAGCGGCCGCAUACGCCGCACGUCGGCCCAGGUCGCUGUGUUCCACCUGCAGGAGAUCGCGGAGGACGAGCUGGCCCGAGACUGGACCAAGCGGCGCAUGAAGGACGACCUGGUGCCCGAGACUGCGCGGCUCAACUACACGCGGCCCGGCCUUCCUGUGCUGAACCCCCAGCUGCUGGAGGAGUGGAAGAACGAGGUCAAGGAGAAGGGCCACGUCAACUGCCCCAAUGAUUGCUGCGAAGCCAUCUACUCCAGCGUGUCCGGCCUCAAGGCCCAUCUGGCCAGCUGCAGCAAGGGGGACCACCUGGUGGGGAAGUACUGCUGUCUGCUGUGUCCCAAGGAGUUCAGCUCCGAGAGUGGCGUCAAGUACCACAUCCUCAAGGCCCACGCGGAGAACUGGUUCCGCACUUCGGCAGACCCGCCUCCCAGACACAAGGGCCCAGACUCCCUGGUGCCCAGAAAGGAGAAGAGUCCGGCUGGCGGGAAGAAGCGGGGCCGCAAGCCCAAGGAGCGACCCCCUGAGGAUCCAGCCCCUGGGACGCCUCCCCACCGGGACGACUGGCCCCCAGGAGGCAGAGACAAGGGGGCCCGGGGCUCUGCUGGCCGGAAGGUGGGAGCCGGCAAGGCGCCCGAGAAGUGAGUUUGCAGCCUGGCAGGUGGGUGGGGCCCGGCCCCCUCUGUCCAGGGUGGGGCUCCAGAGCCUCCUGCCCUCCAGGCCUCCACCCCCCACCCCUGCCUGUUCAUCUGUCCAGCGGGGGCGGCCAGCCCUCUCCCCUCCCCGAGGGUGGCCCUGCCCCACGCGGGCUGCCGCAGGGCACCUUGGGCAGGGGCUCCCGGGAGGGCCAGGGCAGCUGCAGAAGUGCAAUAGUCUGGAGGGACCUUCGUGGGCCGGCAAGAGGACGGGCUCCAGCCUGGGCUUCGGUGCUGGGGCGGCACGGAGCAGGCAGGUGGCCUCUGGUCCUCGGCGUGUGAGCUCCGCGCCCCAUCGGGGGUCCCUGGUGGCCCGUGGUUCUGGGCUGAUGAGGGUACCUGAGCAGCCUCACCUCGUGACCCGACACUGGAACCCCAGCACCCCCCAGCUACCUCCCGGGACAGACCCCAAGUCUGACAGCUGCCGUGCUGACCUGCCCGCCCCACCGCACCCCACCCCACCCCCACCCCGCCGUCUUUUGGUUCCUGCACUUCUGCUCUCUACCUCUCCAGGCCCACCUUCCCCUGCGGUGCAGCCAGCCCCUGCUGCGCUCGGGCCCUGCCCCACUGGCCCGUGUCCAUCGUGGUGGCAGAGGCAGCCCUGCUCCACCGUCCCCAGUCGUGCUCCCCACUCGGGGCCAGGCAGAGGCUCUGCUUCUGCCACUGCAGGACUGUGGGCAGGGGCCACGUGAAGUGAGCUCUGGCCUCAGCCUCCAGCUUUGCUAAUGCCGCUGGCCUGAGUCGGGUAGCCUGAUGGGUUUAGGGAUGGGCCAGUCUGGGUUCCGGGGUCACCUGGGGCCCACGGGCAUGAGGGGCGGGGACCUGGGGCCUGGCUCGAGUAGUGACCACUGUGGGAAGCAUCCUCUCUUGCUGGCCUGGGUUGGCCCGUGGCCAAGCUCCCGUGGGAGCCUCCUUCCCCCUUUUUUAGCUGCUCCUUCGUUUCUGGUUGUGUGGCCUUUUGAUGUGAGAGCCGAAGGCCCCGGGGGAGCUUGGCCAAGGUCAUAGUAGGUUGGUGGCAGCUCCAGGGCUCUGUCUCGGCUCCCUUUGGUGCCCUGAGGGCAGCGAGGUCUGUAGGUUGGGUCAGGUGGAGUCCAGGGCUCCCUGAGGAUGCAGCCACGUGGUUUCUGACCUCCUGCCUGGGCCCCACCUUCCAACCAUGGCGUCGCUGGGACAGGGAGGAUGCUCGGAGCUGCUGGGUUCGGGUGGAGGCUCUUUUCCACUGGGGGGUGGGGGAGGGCUGAGGGCUCGGCCUUGCCGACCCCGGACGAUGUGAAUCUUGAUGUUUGCCCGUGUGCGUGUGUCUCCUGGGUGUAGUGGAUGCCAGUCUUGUUGCUGUGACAAGUAACAAACCUUUUUUUUAAUUCUGUUUUUUAUAUGAAAACACAACAAUCUGACAUUUUGGUGCUAAGGGUUUCCUGGUGCCGACGGUGGAUCUGGGGGCUGGGCUGGGGUCCCUCUCCUGCUCAGGGAGGCGGUGCUGACUGGGCACCCCUCUGCCCCCCAGCUCCUGUCCUCCUCCAGUCCUUGGAGAGGAGGGGCUCCAAUCUGGGCUCAGCUCUCCUCACCCCGCACUAGGGGGACAGUUUCCAGGAGGGCUUUGGGGCCGAGGCGCCAUGCUGCCCGUCUCCGGCUUCUUCCUUCAGCCAGAGUGCUCUGACCCUGGGCAGUCCUGGCCUGAUGUGCUGGGGGGGGUGUGUGUGGAGACAUGGGCUCCCCCCAACUCACACGCACCUGAUCUGAUCAGGGGGUAGAGGCCUGGGCAGGUGCAGGUAAUCCAGCGUCAAAGGCUGAGGCAAGCGGCAUGACUUCGGGGCAGGGGGGCUUUCUUUCCUGUGUUCCUGGGUGUCACUGGGGUACAGCUGGUGGAGGUGGAGGUGGGUCGGGCAGCCACUGCAGGGGCAGCCUCCGGGGGGAGGGUGGGGAGCAGGCACUGAUGGGAGCCCCACGCGCACUUUGUCCUUGUCACCAAUGGUUGGAGGAGGUUGGACCUCAACACCUCUGCUGGGGAUAGCUGCCUGCCCCGGCCUCUCAGGUACUUGGCCCUUGGGGAGCGGGGGCUGGUUUUGGCUGGGGGAUGCGUUUCAUUGUCACCCCCAAAAGUCCACGUGUGGUCCCUGGCGUGGGAACCCCACCAGAUAUGUGGGAAGAGGUGGGGUCCUGGGUAACUUGAUGUUUAGCACUUUAACCCCCUUCUUUGUCUUUAAGGUGGGCGUGGGGACUGCUGCCAAGAGUGGCACUGGGUUGGACCCCUCUCUCUCCCCUCUUCCCUCCCGGCUUCCAUGCUCUGGCUGGUGGGUGGCAGCGGCAAGCCAGUCCUCAGAGCCCUCCUCCUACGGUGGCAGAGCCCUGGGUGCCUCAGCAAGGUCUGCCCACUUCCCACUCUGGUGGGAGUGCAGCCAGGUAGCCUUGACUGACACCUUCAAUGAGAGGGACUGAGCGGCAGACACCCCCCCUCCAUGCGGUGGGUGUGGACCCUGCCUGAGACCCCAAACCCAGGGCACAGUGUCAGGUCCCUUUCUGAAGAUCUACCUCUGGCCCAGCCCACCCCCCCUUGCCCCGAGAACAGGAAAGGGUCGACUCGAGGGACCGACACGUCGCACGAAAAUAGGAUGCACUUUUCUGCUCGUGUGAGGGCAGAUGAGUGUCCCCUGGUGUGACUGGUGGCCCUCCCAGUCGCAGGCCCCUCCUGUCCCUCUGGUUUGGAAGGGAAAGAGUGGGUGCACCCUGACCCGUAGAGGGGAGGGCUGUCCCGGUGUGUCCCCCUGGGUGGGCCCCAGGCGGCUGUCCUGGAGGCCUGGGGUUUCGGGGGCAGCCAGCACCUCCCGCCUGGCAGCCACACAUCCUGUACUUGGGGUUUCUCGGUUUGGGUGUUUUUAAUGCCAGUUCUCCGUAAUAAGUGCAUUUCGAAAGAGAGGUUCCGGCUAUCAACUUGUAACCAUAUAUAUACGUAUAUAUUCUAUCUACAAAGUGUUUAUUUGCAAGAUGUUUUGACGGUGAGCUCGGGCCCCGCCCGCCUUGUGACCAUCUGUCCCCGGUCCUCGUCCCCGCCCCCCGGCCCCAAGUGGCACGGGGGCGGGCCAUCAACUGUAUGUAUUAAAAAUGACUGUAUCAAAUAAAUGUUUAUUGAUUUUUUUCCA
This is a messenger RNA of Aethalodelphis obliquidens (Pacific white-sided dolphin), 7790 nucleotides long. It is a transcript of the gene ZNF512B, whose product is annotated as zinc finger protein 512B. The transcript is spliced from 15 exons. NCBI's taxonomy places the organism in Eukaryota, Metazoa, Chordata, Mammalia, Artiodactyla, Delphinidae. Bases 1760 to 4603 code for a protein of 947 amino acids. Gene Ontology annotation, molecular function: zinc ion binding. The record is from RefSeq and is a predicted model, not a curated record.